Messenger RNA from Drosophila ficusphila, 900 nucleotides. RefSeq lists its product as uncharacterized. The record is from RefSeq and is a predicted model, not a curated record. NCBI's taxonomy places the organism in Eukaryota, Metazoa, Arthropoda, Insecta, Diptera, Drosophilidae. The transcript is spliced from 5 exons. Bases 1 to 900 code for a protein of 299 amino acids.
AUGUUGUUUAUGGAAUCCUAUUUGUGUUACUGCUCGGUGCGCCUCGGCGUCAUUAUUGUCGCUGUUUUCACUAUUAUUCGAAACCUUGCUCUGAGCACUGUGCUGUUCACGAUGGGAGUGACGGUGUUCGACCCCUUAAACGAUUUGUUUGAACACGAUGCGGAGUAUAAGGACAGGAAGUGGGUUAGAAAGUACAUCUCCUGGAGUGAAAACUCCCCCGAGAGUUUCUCUGCAGUUUGCCAGAUAUUAUCCUUUGCUCAUAUAGGUGCUGCAGUCCUGAGUAUUUACGGCGCCAUGAAGUUACAGAAAUGGUAUGUCCUUUCCCUGGCGUUCUUCGAGUUCGCGCUCUUCGUAUUUAUAACAAUUCUCCACAUUGUCCUGAUGAUCAUGCUCAAGAAACAGAUUAACUUGGGACUUCUUAUAAUUCUUACUCUUAUGGGCUGCUUUUUCAUAUUAUUUGUGGGCUACAACGCAGUGACCUGCGUAGCCAUGUUCCAGAUCAUCGGCCUAGUGAACAGCGCCCGCUACCGAGAGCUCUACGGCGAGGAUCCGCUCCGCCCGCUCGCGAUGAGGCCGAAGGACUCCCAGAAGCCGCCGCAGGUGCUCCGCAUGUACGACAUGCACGACACGGACAUCGACGAGCAGAAGCGGUUGAGCAAGCUGGGGCUCUGGCCCCGCCGCCACCCGCCAGUGGUGUCCGUGCUCCCCGCGCAGGCGCAGCCCCCGCUGAAGUGGUGGCAGCUGCAGGCCCUCUCCACCGGAGAGGAGGAGGCCCAGGACCCGGCCGUCUACCGCAACUGGCAGACGAAGGAGCUGCUGAACGGAGUGGGCGGGGAGGCGCAGCGGAAGAGCGACCUCAACCGAAGGUACGCCGAGAACCAGAUGCACCGGUGGUACUAA